Zychaea mexicana is the source of this 642-nucleotide messenger RNA. RefSeq names its product GTP-binding nuclear protein GSP1/Ran. The coding region runs from base 1 to 642 and encodes 213 amino acids. Gene Ontology annotation, cellular component: cytoplasm; nucleus. The record is from RefSeq and is a predicted model, not a curated record. Lineage: Eukaryota; Fungi; Mucoromycota; Mucoromycetes; Mucorales; Lichtheimiaceae. The transcript has 6 exons. Gene Ontology annotation, biological process: protein import into nucleus; ribosomal subunit export from nucleus. Gene Ontology annotation, molecular function: GTPase activity; GTP binding.
AUGGCUGCUGAACAACCUACCUUCAAGCUUGUCCUCGUCGGCGAUGGUGGUACCGGCAAAACGACCUUCGUCAAGCGUCAUUUGACUGGCGAAUUCGAAAAGAAAUACGUCGCCACUUUGGGUGUCGAAGUCCAUCCUUUGACCUUCCACACUAACUUUGGUCCCAUCGUCUUCAACACUUGGGAUACUGCCGGUCAAGAGAAGUUUGGUGGUCUCCGUGAUGGUUACUACAUCCAGGGCCAGUGCGCCAUCAUCAUGUUUGAUGUCACCUCCAGAAUUACCUACAAGAACGUCCCCAACUGGCACCGUGAUCUUGUCCGUGUCUGCGAGAACAUUCCCAUCGUUCUCUGCGGUAACAAAGUCGACAUUAAGGAGCGUAAGGUUAAGGCCAAGACCAUCACCUUCCACCGAAAGAAGAACUUGCAGUACUACGAUAUCUCUGCCAAGUCCAACUACAACUUUGAGAAGCCAUUCUUGUGGUUGGGUCGCAAGCUGAUUGGCAACCCUCAACUCGAGUUCGUGGCCGCCCCUGCCCUUGCUCCUCCUGAAGUCGAGGUCGACAACAGCUUGAUGGCUCAGUAUCAGAACGAGAUGCAGGAAGCUGCCGCCCAGCCUCUUCCUGAGGAAGACGACGAUUUGUAA